Messenger RNA from Erpetoichthys calabaricus (reedfish), 4290 nucleotides. RefSeq names its product guanine nucleotide-binding protein G(I)/G(S)/G(O) subunit gamma-4. Gene Ontology annotation, cellular component: heterotrimeric G-protein complex. The transcript has 3 exons. The record is from RefSeq and is a predicted model, not a curated record. Gene Ontology annotation, molecular function: G-protein beta-subunit binding. The coding region runs from base 388 to 615 and encodes 75 amino acids. Lineage: Eukaryota; Metazoa; Chordata; Cladistia; Polypteriformes; Polypteridae. Gene Ontology annotation, biological process: G protein-coupled receptor signaling pathway.
UGACAGUCCUCCUUGCGCUCUGUAGUUCCCUCGUCUGAGAGAGAGAGAGAGAGAGAGAGGGGAGAGGUCUUUCCCGGUUGUAUUCAUCAGUGGUCCGUCGCUCCAGGUCCUUCUGCGGAUCAAGCAUCACCCCCAAGUGUCCUCAUCGAAAAGGAACACCGGAGUGCAGCGGGCGCGUGACCAGCAGAGCUCCAGAUUAGGGUGGCACACUCUAUAGCAUGCCGGCGACGAAACGUCUUAAACGGUGAACGGGCACAUUCUCUUGGGUGCGCCGGAGCUUGCCUCCAUAGGUAUUACCUCCUCAUCUUAUUGUGCUUGUGAUUGUCCACGCGAGGCGCAAACCCCCAAGUGGCGCGUCUUUGUCUAGCGGUGCACUUCAGGAAAAUCAUGAAAGACGGCAUGGCAAACAACAGCACAGCCAGCAUAUCUCAGGCAAGGAAAGCAGUGGAACAACUCAAAAUGGAAGCCUGUAUGGACAGGAUAAAGGUGUCCAAGGCUGCAGCGGAUCUGAUGGCAUAUUGUGAUGCUCACAUAAGAGAAGACCCUCUUAUUGUCCCAGUGCCAGCAUCUGAAAACCCCUUCCGGGAGAAGAAAUUUUUCUGUACCAUACUUUGAAACCUAUGUCCUGUGUAAGUCCAUCCACCUAGCUGGAGGUGGGAAGCAGUCAAGACCAUCCAGGAGUUGAUAUUUGGGCAACAGUUGCAAUUCCGCUUCCUAUAAGAGCAGUUUGCAGUUUGGAAGCUGCAGGGGACACUGAGGUUCAAUAGUUGGUGUUAUUUGAGUGUCUGUGUUUUGUUUAGGUUAAUUAUGCUUAUUUGUAGAAAACAAGCAUCACUCAGUGGUAAAAAAUAAAAGAAUUUCUGUAAGUGAUUUAGCUUUUAGAUCCACAGGAAGAGAAAGUGGAAAAGAGAAUCUCUCAAGUUAUUUAGAUACUGUAUAUUGUGUCCUGAGUUUUAUGAGGCAUGUAAAGAAGCUCUUUUUACUUUCAUUAUUACCUGCCUGGUUUGACAUUUUAAAAUAUGAAGCAGAAAAAAAACAAAUUUGAAUUUCUGGAUGCAGCAUUUUCACAUACUGAGUUGAGCAUUAGGUUGCUAACAGUACAUUUCAGAUACAGUAGCACAGCAUCAAACUAAUGUGCAAACUUCCCACUGAUGCCCUCAAGUGUACAUUUUUCGAAGAAGAGAAUAAUGGUAGGCAUCAUCAUUCUUUGAAGUCUUCACUUCUAAUGCCGCAUGUUGUGUUCAGCCUUUAGACACAUCAUCAGGUGUACUUUUCUUGAGGCACUGGCACUGAAAAAAAAUCAAAUAAAAGACUAACUGCUUUUUUUAAUUUAUGCAUUUCUGAAAUUCAUUUAAAGUGAACCUUCCUUGUGCUACUUUUGUUUCUGGUAAGUGGAACUUGCCCAUACUUUGGUGACAUCAUCUGUUUAAAAUAGAAUUAUUAUGUGUAUGUCUGAUCCAACUUUCCUCCUAGUUUGUUUUUUUAUAAGAAGAUGUACAUUUUUAAAAGGCAUUGUUUUAUAUUCUAACAAAUGAACACAAAACAAAAUUUAAAUAUAGUGCCUUUCCAAUUUGAAAACCAUUCUAAGGCAUUUUCCAAUGUACAACUGUCUUUUUAUUUGUAGUCAUGGAGCACUGGCAGGUUAAGUGACUCAGAGUCACAAAGUAAUUGGGAUGAAACUGGCAACCGUGUGGAUUAUAGAGUCCAGUGCUGUAGCCAAUAGGGGACGUACUGCCUGACUCCACGAAAAACAUGUUGUGCUACUGGUACAGUGGACCUUUGUAAAGGUCUUGUUUGCAUGCACACACUUCAGAAUCUACUUAACAAUCUAAAAUAUAUUUAGAAUUUAGUGCACAGAAAACUUGAUUAUUAAAUUCCUCACAUAUUUUAGCAACAAACUGAGGUUGGAAACAUUUAAUGUAAAACAAUCCAUUCUUACUUUUUGUUGCAGUGAACACUGCUAAAUGUUUUUAAGUAUUAGUGUUUUAUUAUAGAGCCCUUAGCCUGUGUGCAAAAUAUUUGUUUAAAAAAAUGCCUUAUUUAUUAGCUGUGGUGACUGUUCUCCAUUUACAAGAGUCUACCUUGUUAAUCUAGCAGGUUAUGAUGUAAGAUCGUAUUAAUAUCUCAGAGUGCUUUACUUGUAUUAUAAAACUAAGGGAGUAGUUAAGCAUUUUUUAUUAAACCACCUUUCAUGGCAAAUAUCCAGCUUUAAAUGUACAGUAUGACUAAUAAACCUGAUAUAACUCCUUUCAUGAAUGACACUUGACUAGGAUUACAUACAGUAAACAAUACAGCUGUCACAAUUGUCAGUCCUUAUUUCAUAUAGUGAAUGAUUUACAUCUAACAUUUUAAUUAGCCUUAAUGUGACGUAGUAUUUUGCAUUUCAUACAAAUUCAGUCAAAGAUUGUGUUUCAUGUACAGUCCGUCUAACAUAAACAUUGGCUUUUAUUUGGUAUCAUGCCUUUCAUAAACGAUACCGAUCCAGAGUGCUUUCCAUAUUUGAUACAGCAAAUAGAGCAAUAGGCUGUUAUUUCAUAUAGCAUCUUUAAACAUACAAUAUCCCAUAGUGCUUUACUAUUGUAUUACAUAUACAUUAGAAAUCAGUGUUUAUUUCGUUUAGCAUUUUUAAUGUUGAACAAUAUGCCAGAACGUUUCCUGUAUAUGGAAGAAUGAAUGUUAACAGUUGAUCUUUAUUUGCUGUAGCACCAUCCAUACUGAAUGAACUCCAAAAUCAAUUUCCAUCUGUUAUACUUGAAAGCAUAUCCAGUUGCAGUCUGUUUUUUAUAUGGUGCAAUAUUACACAGAAAAAAAAUCUAGCAUUUUUUUUUUGUUUAAAUACUUCACAGGAAGCAUUUUACUAACAAGUGUGUUCAUAAAGAGUAAGACUUUAUGGAGUUUUUUUACAUGUCAUUCGUAGUGUUGCAUGUGCUCGAGAAUAGAAGCAAGCAAGGCCAUGUUUGUGACUUCUGCUUUUCAAUUAUUACAGCAAACACAGCCACAAAAUAUUUUUUUUCUAAACACUCUGUAGGUCCAGGUUUUGAUUCUGCUUGGCAUGUGACUGUUUAUAAUGUACAGUGUUUAAUUGUUAAAUGCUGUAAAAACAGCUAAUUUAGCUUCAAAUACUGUGAGUCAGAAACAUCUGAUGAUAGAAAUUGAAGAAAAGCACAACUUUAGAUAAUUGCUUACCAGAUUCUUGAUUCCCCACUUAAGUUUUAUAAAAUGCUAUAGAAAUGUUUUUUAAGUGAUGAGGGUGCUUUGAGCUUAAACUUGAAUUCCCAGCUGUUUUGUAAAGUAAUUUUGUAUCAUGUAAAGUAACGUAUAAAAUGCAAAGAGGUCUGUUAUAUCAAAAACAUUGAAAAUAAAAGUAUGCUUAACUUUUGCAGCUCAUUCAAGGUGAAGGGCACUCUUUUAAACAUGUUAAUGAAGUGUUAGACCCAAGUCAACAAUAUUGAAAGAAAAAGCAAUAUAUUUAGGUUGUGCUCACUUAAUUACAAAUACGUUUUGAGUGAUUAACAGGUUCAUACAUUUUUGUGCUAUUUAUGGGGAUUAUCUAUUGUUUAGGAAAAUAAAGUUGGUUAAGUAAUGUUGUUAGUGGUAAUGGACUACAGAAGUAAUUACUUGAUGCUAACUAUGGCAGUCUGCUAGGUGAAGAAAGCUGUUUGAUGAAUGGCUCUUUUACACUCUUAAGACAAGCAGAAUUGAUUGAUGAAUGGAACCAAUGCAGGAAGCAACAAAGUGCAUUCUCUCACAAGGGACAUUAAAACUUGAUUGCCUCUAGAGCUGGGAAUAUCCUGAGGUGAUGAAAGAUGUAAGUUUUUCCAGCUACACAAACUGAAGAGCCAAAUAUCUGUGUUCCGCUUGUAUAAAAUCAAAGUAAGCCUUGAAGCAUUCACUCUCCUAACUCUUUAACUUGAAUCGAUGUUCAAUCGCACACUCAGUAUGUGAGAUUUCUGGUGAAGGAUAGCAGAAGUAUGGCCACUUAAACCCUAAUGUUUGGAGAGAAUAGUAACUGAAGAGUUAGUCCAGCUUCAUGAAAGACUUUAUUACAUGCAGUGCAUCUGCAUGUGCUCCCCAAUAUUUAGUGCCUCGGCCUUCACAAUUUGUUAUAUAUAAGCUACCUCUAACAAUCACCCUUUACUUUAGCUGGCAAACACAAGCUGCUUCAAAGAAAUUUGAUUCAUUUUGCUAAGUAUUCAAUAUUGAGGCCUUAUACUUAGUUUUGUUUAAGGGGGGUUCAUAGUAACCCCUGUCCAACUUAGAAACUCCACCACCACAUUUUAACUUACAAGA